Messenger RNA from Sinocyclocheilus grahami, 837 nucleotides. Its product is annotated as pumilio homolog 1-like. The record is from RefSeq and is a predicted model, not a curated record. Lineage: Eukaryota; Metazoa; Chordata; Actinopteri; Cypriniformes; Cyprinidae. The transcript is spliced from 5 exons. The annotation marks the transcript as partial.
AAUGAGCGUAGCGUGUGUGUUGAAGAGGAAAGCUGUGCUCUGGCAGGAUUCGUUCAGCCCCCACCUGAGACUGCCUCCCCCUGACAGGCCAUUACCCAGCAUGCCUGUGGUGCUGAGUGCUGCGGGCCACACCCCCCAACCUGGCCCUUCUCCUCAGGCCCCUCCCCCUACACAGGGAGCGGGACGCUCUCAAGAUGACGCCAUGGUGGAUUACUUCUUCCAACGGCAACAUGGCGAGCAGCCCGGCUACAACAAUUGCAAACACCGCUGGCCGACUGGUGACAACAUGCAUGCAGACAACCAGGUACGAUCGAUGGAUGAGCUUAACCAUGACUUCCAGGCACUUGCACUGGAGGGUCGAGCCAUGGGAGAGCAGCUUCUUACAGGGAAGAAGUUUUGGGAAAGCGAUGAUUCAGGGAAAGAUGGACCAAAAGGAAUCUUUCUGGACCAGUGGAGAGACAGCGCUUGGGGAGCCUCUGAUCACUCGGUGUCCCAGCCAAUCAUGGUUCAGCGCCGACCAGGCCAGGGCUUCCAUAGCGUCGGAGAGGCCGGAUCUGUUCUGUCGCCACGUUCUGAGAGUGGUGGAUUAGGCGUCUCCAUGGUGGAGUAUGUUCUUAGCUCCUCUCCUGCUGAGAAAAUGGACUCGUGUCUGCGCAAAGGAGCCUUUGGUCCAAGAGAUUCAGAGGUGGAUGACCCUGAGAAAAGGGUGGAGCAAAAACCCAAAACAACCUUUGACCCUGAGCGGAAUGAACUUCAGGAGCCAGAGCCGGAUGUUUUGGAUAACCCCAAUGGACUGCCCAAUCAGAAUGGACUUGAUGUUGACGUUAAGGAUUUUAG